AUGAGCCUCAAGGAAAAUCAAAGCUUUCGUGUGAGCUUCUAUGCUUCUAGCGCUCCAGGGUGCAUUGUCGCGUGGGUCAUCGCUAAUAACGCUAUCACAACCUUGUUCCUCGUGCCAUCUCUCCUACAGAGCGGGCCGUUCAUCAAGCCCGAGCCCGAAGAGCAGCGCAUCACGCCUCUUGCUCACUCUGCGUCAUGGCAGGCCGAAGCAGACAUCAAACCGGUGGUCAAGCCCGAGCCUCUCGAUGCGUCGUAUAUGCCUCCCGCCCCUGUGAACGCGCCCCUCGGGCCGCAGGCAGACAUGAAAGGACCCCUUCCAGCAGAACAGCAAGCUGUCGCUCCGCGUAGCUUUUACAAAGUUUACGAACGCGCAGAAGACAUCGAGUACGCCCCUGAGCAAGCACUCAAGGAAGGCAUGGGUAUGGUCAAGGCGCUCAGGACGAACAUUAAGCGGGUUCACCUAGGAAGCAAGAUGCGCGAGAGCGUGUGGAAAGAUGAGAUAGAAAGCUUGUUGAGCCAAGGUGCUCCGACAACGAUGAUCGCGGUAUGCGGUGCCACCGGCGCCGGGAAAUCUUCGAUAUUGAACGCCAUUUUGGACGACAAUGUUGUCCCCACUAGUGGUAUGCGCGCCUGCACCGCUGUAGUAACCGAGAUAGCGUAUCAUAAGAAGACUAUCGAUGGAGAUGUAUCCUUCCUUUCAGAACAUGAAUGGCGCGACGAGCUCAAGGUACUCGUCGAAGACAUGGUCGACGAAGACGGCAAUAUCAAGCGAAGCACAGAUUUGCGAAGCGACGCUGGUGUUGCAUGGUCGAAAGUGCACGCCGUGUACCCGUCAAUCUCUCAAGAGCAGCUCGUGCGCAUGAGCAUUGACCAGAUUAUCGCGCGUGACCCGAAGAUCGCGAAGCUGCUUGGCACCACCAAGCAGAUUUCCUCCCCGGACUCGAAGGCGUUCGCCAAAGAGAUCAGCAAGUAUAUCGACUCCAAGGACCAGAAGCGUGGCGACAAGAAAGACAAGAAGAAAGACAAGGAGAAGAAAGACAGGGAGAAGAAAGAUGAUGGGCCCGCUUUUUGGCCGCUCAUCCGACAAGUUCGCGUUAAAUGUAAUGCGGCAGCACUCUCGACUGGCGCUAUUUUGGUGGACCUACCAGGUGUAGCUGAUGCCAACGCCGCGCGAAACAGCAUCGCGAAAGAUUACAUGAAGAAGUGUGACUGUGUCUGGAUUCUUGCACCCAUCACACGUGCAGUAGACGACAAGACUGCCAGAGAUCUUAUGGGAGACGCGUUUAAGAUGCAGUUGAUGAUGGGUGACUACGAUGCCAACGCGAUCACAUUCAUUGCCACCAAAUGCGACGACGUCUCGUGCUCGGAGGUCAUCAGAGGUCUCGCACUCGAUGGAGACCCGGACCUCGAGGAAAUCGACGAGGAGAUCGAGAAGAGCUUGGAAGAGAUUGAAGUGAACAAGGUGAAGAAGGCAGAGGCCGAAGCUGCUGGAAAAGACGUCCAAGCUCAGCUGGCGCAUUCCCGUGAGCUUUUGAAGGAGUAUCAAGAUCACCUCAAGGCUCUUGAGAACGGAGAGCCGUUUGAGCCGAAACUGACCUCUAAGAAGGCUUUGACGAAGGCUUCGUCGAGUAAGACGUCGGCCGAAUCAGACUCGGAUUCCGACACAGAUUCAGGUUCCGACUCCGAAGCCGCCUCUGGGAGCGACCUCGAUUCGCCGACGGGCAAGAAGCGCAAGAACAAACGGGGUGAUAAGGCUAAGGUCCAUCCCGCGAAGAAGCGCAAGGCAAACAAGACCAAGAAGGACAAGCAUCGUCCGAGGGCCUCGAGCGCAAUGGAUGUCGAUGAGGACGAUGAAGACGACUUCAUGGUAGAGGACGAGCUUGUUUUUAGCGACAGCGAUGCGAACAGUGGCGAGGAUAACAGUGAUGACGACUCUUCCAGCUCCAGCUCCGACUCAGAAUCCGAGAAAGGCGAGGACGCUAUGGACGCCGAAGACGAGGUGACCCCGGAGAGUGUCAAGGCUAGGAUCGCAGAGGUCAAGCAAGCGAUUACGGACGGCCGUGCUCAACUCAACAUCUUCAGGCAACAGCGAAAGGACGCCGUCGAUACCCUCGCCUCUGCCAAGAAGCGCCAGAUCGACGCUCAGAGACGCAAGAACGGUUUCUGCUCUCUCAAGCGAUCAGGGUUCUCUCGCGACGUCUUGAAGGAAGACUUCCGUACCGGGUUGAAGGACUUGGAUGAUGCAGAGCAAGAGAAGCAGAACCCUGACUCGUUCGAUCCCACAGUGAACAUUAGAGAUUACAGCUCCAUCGACCUCCCUGUGUUCACAUGCUCCGCACGCGAUUAUGUCCGCAUGAAAGGACAAGUCAAGGGCGACGGUGAUCCCACGUGUUUCACCAGCACCAAGGAUACCGGAAUUCCCGCUCUGCAAGAAUGGUGCCACCAGUUGACGAUCUCGUCUCGCUCUCGUGCUGCCCGUAACUUCCUCACCCACCUUUCGACAUUCUCCAAGAACGUUCGCGCCUUCCUGCAAGGUAUCGGUGAAGUCACUGAGGCGGACCGGUUGACGAUGAAGACCAAGUGGGAAUCUAAGAUGGCUGGCAUGGAUCCCUUCUAUGAUCAAUUUGAUCCUUACUACGACUCCGCCGAGGAGGAUGAUGACGACGGCAUGGACGACUUUAUGAAUUUACCCCCAGGCCUCCAACCACAAUUCUUCUACAAGAUGAAACAAACCAAAGUCGGCCCAGAUGGCGAGCCAGUUGGUAUCACACCCCGGCUCAUCAGGGAAUUCCAAACUGUCAUCGACGCUUGUGUGGAGGAGCUUCAAGAACGCUUCCGCGAUGGCCUUGAGGAAAGAUGCCAUCUCGGCGCGCUCAACGCGGCUUCGGCUGCUGUACAAACGUCGGACACUUUCGCUGCGAGCAUGCACUGGGCCACGUACCGUGCUACCCUUCGUCGCCACGGCUCCUGGCGUCAGGACCUCAACGUCGAGCUCACCAAUCCCUUCACGCGCCAAAUUGCCAGCUCAUGGUCGAAGGUUUUCGAAGCCGACCUCUUCGUCUCGUUCGAACAAGCUUCGAACGAAGUAAUCCAGCGUCUCCUCAGCGACAUCGAGUCCUCUGCCGCGGCAGGGCUCAAGGACCGCGCGAAGGGCCAGGGAGAGCUCUGCAUGGAAGAGGCCCGGGUCGCGCUCCGCAAGACGCUUGACGUCGUGAGCGAGACGAUGACGACUGAGCAGAAGGAGGUCAGCCGGUGCCUUGCCCCGCACGUGCAGAACCAGCUCAUGGACGGCUACAACCGUGCGAUGGAGGAGCGCGGGACGGGAAGCGUCGCACGGCAGAAGGCGGUCUUCCACGACUACGUUGCGCGCACCAAGGACCACGUUUUCAAUGGCGCCGCGGACGUGAUCAUGACGCGGCUCUCGAAGGCAGCGGAGGCAGUUGGCAUCGCGCUCAAGGGGUCGCUGGUCGAGCUUGCGCGCAAGAUCGAGGUCAGCAUCGCCGUCCUGUGGGAGGGCGUGCGCGACGACCCGGAGCAGAAGCGCGUCCGGGCCGAGUUCGUCGAGACCGUCAACGAAGUGCUCGAGCAGGUGGAACUGUGGAAGAGCUCGGAGAACCUCUCCCAGGCGCUGCUCACCUACACCAACGACGACAUGGACGACGCUGCCUAG
This is a messenger RNA of Epithele typhae, 3669 nucleotides long. RefSeq lists its product as uncharacterized. Lineage: Eukaryota; Fungi; Basidiomycota; Agaricomycetes; Polyporales; Epitheliaceae. The transcript is spliced from 19 exons. The record is from RefSeq and is a predicted model, not a curated record. The coding region runs from base 1 to 3669 and encodes 1222 amino acids.